AUGUCGCAGUCGAAUAAUCUCGUGUUUAUCGGUCGCCCGGUCUCCGUGCUCUAUCCAUGGCCAAAGAUUCCAAAGCGUGCGUUCAUUUUUCCUGUACUAUUUUGUAGCCUUACCCCAACUGUGCUAUGGGCUCAGCGAGCGGAUUUGGUUUACUUGACGAUAUGUCUUGGGGAUAUAAAAAAUAAAGUGCUAGAUCUCACUAAUGAUGGCUUGAGCUUCAAGUUAGCUUUCACUUUAAGUAAUUUUUUUCAGAGGCAAAGCAGCUUUUAUCUAUCCUCGCAGUCCUCUCGUCAAAUGUCUACUGACAGGCAAAUAGUGAUGGUGCUAAAAAAAUGUACACCUACGUUCUGGCCAAGGUUAUUAAAGUCCUCUGAAAAGGCCUUAUGGCUAAAGACCGAUUUCGAGCGUUGGGUCGAUGAGGAUGAGGCAGAUUACGACGCCGGUGGAGGAAACAUGGACUUCUCAAAUAUGAUGUCUCAGAUGUCUAGUUUCGGAGGCACAAAUGAAUACGACGAUCUGGAUGCAGAUGUAGAUUCAGAUGAUGAUGACCUUCCUGAUCUCGACAUGCCAGCCGGUGAUACAUGCGUUAGUACUUGUGCAGAGAAGCCCCACCAUCCAGAAACCCCAGAAAAAGCAAAGGAGACUCCAGAUCCGCCUGAAACUAAGGCUAAUGGAGAGCAUUAA
Protopolystoma xenopodis is the source of this 684-nucleotide messenger RNA. The record is from the annotation of a GenBank genome assembly. NCBI's taxonomy places the organism in Eukaryota, Metazoa, Platyhelminthes, Monogenea, Polystomatidea, Polystomatidae.